ACUCCAAGCUCUGAACCCAAACCCAAAACCCAAAUGGACUCUUCUUUCCCUCCACUCUCUCUUCACCUUUACACACCGGAAACACACUCACAACCACCACCACCACCAGCACAACCACAGCCACACUUCAGUUCAACACUUCAUUCCAUUAAGAAGCCGCCGGUGAAGUCUUGGCGCCGGUCGGAGCAGCCACCUCCAAGAGUUUACCGUGUUGAGCCACGUGGAUUCCGUAAACUAGUGCAACGACUCACCGGCGCACCACCAAAACAGGCUGGGUCACGGCCUCUUAGAGACACUGCACCGAUGCCGGCUCCACUUGAGUUGGCACCCAGACCUUUGCCACAGCCUGUUCAGAGCCAAGUUGAGCUUGGUCCUGGUCCUUUGCUAGAUAACAAUGGCUUCAUGGGGUUCAAUAUCUCUCAGCCGUUUUAUUCUGGCUGGUGUUUGUCUCCAUUACUCAGCCCUGGAACUUUGUCUGCUUUGGACCAUGGCAGCAGCCCUGUGCUUUGAGGAUAUAUAUAUAUAUACUUAAUUAGCAUUCACCGGUGUUUAUUUAUUGUAUUCUGCUAAUUAAUGACCAGCUUCCUGUUUAGAUAGGAAGUUAGGAUUACAUGUAUUAUUACAUUGCUAAUGUUGUUUUAUUAUAAAUAAAAUUGUAAUAUUGCUAAACUACGUACGUGCAUGUAAUUAAU
This is a messenger RNA of Dioscorea cayenensis subsp. rotundata (Guinea yam), 692 nucleotides long. Its product is annotated as pollen-specific leucine-rich repeat extensin-like protein 3. The record is from RefSeq and is a predicted model, not a curated record. Lineage: Eukaryota; Viridiplantae; Streptophyta; Magnoliopsida; Dioscoreales; Dioscoreaceae. The transcript has a single exon. Bases 34 to 510 code for a protein of 158 amino acids.